Messenger RNA from Leptomonas pyrrhocoris, 3582 nucleotides. RefSeq lists its product as hypothetical. Gene Ontology annotation, cellular component: COG complex. The record is from RefSeq and is a predicted model, not a curated record. NCBI's taxonomy places the organism in Eukaryota, Euglenozoa, Kinetoplastea, Trypanosomatida, Trypanosomatidae. Bases 1 to 3582 code for a protein of 1193 amino acids. The transcript has a single exon. Gene Ontology annotation, biological process: intra-Golgi vesicle-mediated transport.
AUGGGAGCGCAGUACGCCUACUUAGAACUGAAGGGCGUUUCCCGUCCUACCGUUUCUCUUGCCAUUCCUAGUAUUCUGUUUCUUUUUUUGGUUUUUGUGAUGCAGCCGCAAUUUACCCCUUCUGCAGGACUCCCCUCGAUCUCCCAGGCGAUGCCACGCGCCGAUGCUUCCGCCCUUCCUCCCCCGGCUGAAAUGUCAGAACCCGGCGUGGCACCGCCUGCCUUCAGCGCCGCCCCCGCUGCAAAGGUGCAGAUCGUCCCGUCGACAUCGCUAUCUUCGUCGAAACUCGCCGCCUUCGACCCUUCGCCAACACGACAGCCGAAUGCGGCUCCACUUUCUACUAGUGCUGCUGCCACCUCCGCUGCAGCAGCUGCAACAACGACCACCACGACCACCACCUUUGCGUCAAACAAGAACAGUGCGACGCAGCGCAAGGUAUCCAAGCUACUGGAUAUUACAACGAGCAGCGACAUUAAAGACCUGGCGAGCUACGUGGACGAGGUGCUGCCUGGGUACUUCUACAGCGUGGACGCCGACGGCAUCACCUCGUCGCCCAACAAAGACAAAGGAGACAGCGAGGCGGCAUCGACGAGUAGCAACACCGGCAGCCCCGGCACGAGAGGGGCAGCAGCAGCAAGUGGUAGUGGCUUUGGCAAGGCCAUCACCUCGGCGACGCUGCGCUCUGCGCUGGACCAUCGCGCCAUCGACAUGCACAAGAGCUUUCUCCACGAGUUUGCCGCCGUCUAUCAAAGCUACCAACGCGUUGCCGCGGAGGUGAACGCGCUGCAGGAGAAGUGCACAGGGCUGGAGAACGCCCUGUCCACCUCCACCGGCGGCUCGGCGAGCGCUGCGGAGGACUUCUUCUACCAAAUCCACAUGCACCAAGUGGAGCUGCAGCUGCUGCAGCAUCACGAGAAGGAGGUCGACGACUUCCGCAAACAGCACCACUUUGGCCCGGCUGAGCAGCAGGUGCUGGAUGAGGGUCCGGUGGAUAUGAACUUCCUCAACGUGCUCGAGCGCGCUCGCGAGGUGCACCGGCGCAGCAGCGAGCUUAUGCAGUCCCAGGAAUACCACCAAGGCGCGGCGGCCGUGAUGGAGUCGACGUACACGGCGGUGGCGCGGGCAACGGAGAAAAUUGCGCGGCAUCUGCUGGCCACCGCUGGCACCACGGCGGCCGGACGGGGAGAUGCGGGUGCGGGGGCGACGACCGGCGGCGUCGGCGCCAUUGCGGCGGACGUGCCCGAAGUCACGGGCUUUCAGCUUCGUUGUGUGCGUCUCUUGUACGAGGAGAGCCCGCUGCUGCACGAGAAGUUUCUGGACGAGGUGGCGCGGCUGCGACGUGCGUCAGUGCUGCGGCGCUACUUCCACCUCCUCACGACCGGCUCCGCCAACACGUCCAGUGGGAUGUACCAGUCCGGUGGGCAGCCGCGAGUGGACGCAGGCGGCGCGACGACGGGGGACGUCGCUGAGGCUGGCAUGGGCGCCCGUCCCCUCGAAGCGGAGCUGAACAACCCGACGUACUUUUUUAGCUCGCUGUGCGCCUGGCUGCAUCAGACAAUCGUCGAGGAGCAGGACUUUCUCCACACCUUCUUCAUGAACGACGAGGCAGAGGCACAGACGGGUCGUCGAGGGAGCGGACAAGGCGCGAACGCAGAAGCCAACGCGCCAGUUUCGGUGCUGAUUGACGCCGACCGCGUAGAGCAGGAUGUGGCACGCCAGCAGGUGCUUCUCGACAGCGUCUUCGGUGGUGUAUGCAAGCACAUCCAGGCGGCGCUGGACAACGUGCUGACCCGUCUCGGGCGUUCUGCGUCUGCGUUGGGGGUAGCCAGGUGCGAAGGCCAGAACGGGCCGGGUGACGCGGGAGAGGAUGGCGUGGCGGAGAACCGUGCGCCGGCGCCGCACAAAGGUCCGCGUGGACUGACCGGCGGCUUAACGCGCCUCUUCAUGGCCGCCACCGGUCGCACUCCACUCGGACCAUUUCGCCGUAAAGGUAGCGACGAGUCCAACGCCGUGCUUCAGCGCUACGCCACCGUCACAACCCGCGCCCAACUGGAGGCCGUUGCGUCGUCGGUGCUGCACGCCCCGCUGAACGGCGUGCAGACCUGCGUCGCACUCGUGCAGCUCUUUGAGUACUACAGCGUCACAACGCUUACGCCGUUGCUGGGGGAGGAGGCAGCCCUGACCCGGCUGAUCCGCGAAACCGCACCGCAGCAGACGCGCGAUGUUUUCCAGCGCCUGCUGCGGGUGCUGGCGGCGCACCUGCUCGACAGCACGGUGGGCGUGAUUCACUACACGGCGACGCUGCGCCGACUGGCUUCGUCGAGUGCGCUGAACAGCACCGCGGCGGGGUCAGAGGGGGAGGCGUCGUCUGCGCAACAGGGUUCUGCCUCCUCUUCCAUGAGCAUCCUGCGCUUUUUGACGUCGAUGACGUACGGCGAAGACGCAGAAGGUGUGUCCAACUUGUCCGUCAGUGGACCAACGAACGACUCGAGAAGCGACUUCUCCGCCUCCGUCUCCUCCGCCACGAAUACGAAGUUCCGCCAAGCCAGCGACAAGCAGCUGCAGCGGCACAGCGCGCAGGACUUAAUGCGGGUGCUCGUGCAGCUGGUGCUGCCACCGUCUCCCGAAGUGGCCGCCUACUGCAGUGUGCUGCGUGCUGUUCUUCGCGACACGGCCCGACAGGCCGACUUGCUUCACGCCAUAUCCGUUCAACAGCAGCGGCAGAACGUGACGGGUGCGGCGGAGGCUGCUGCAUCAUCGGCGGCCACAAAUGGGAGUGCUGCGUGCGGUAGUGCAGGAAGUGCUUCCCACCUUCGCACGGAGGUGGCGGGCUUUGUGCGCGAGCUCUUGAACGCGUUGUGGAGGGCGGCGCAGUAUGUGCAGGAGGACGGGACAUUGCGUGCCCACCUCGACGAUCCCUGUCGUGCUAUUCUGCAGUACAACGUCCUGUACCAGCUGCUGGAGAUCAUGGAACAGCACAGCGACGUUCUUGAGCUGCUGUGUGGCUCGGCCGAUGCGGACAUAGCGACAGCGAGUGGCGAGACGGCAGAGAACGGGGACACGCGGUACGAGUUCGAUACACUGCGAGCAGAGGUCGGCGCUGCCAUGAACGCGCUGCGUCGCCGGCUGCUGCUGCAGUGGGAGGACGCUGUUGCCUGGUUUUACUUCCCGCUGUCCACCGAGACUGUGGUGGCCUCAGUGCUUGCUGCCAACACUACCGCCGGCGCAGAGGCGCCAGGGGAGUCGGAAGCAGAGGAGCAUCGGCGCAUCGUGCCGAAGAAAGACGUGCGACGAGCGCUGAAGCAAGUCGUGAACGUGUACAACACGAUUGCGUCGAAGGGGCAUCUGCCCGAGCCGGUCCCGCUGCUGCCGGCGCUGUGCGGGAAUGAGAAGGUGCGGAAGGAGGUGAGUGCGGAAGUCACCAAAAGCGUAGUCGAGCGCGUCUACCCGGCGCAGUUCCGCGCACUGCAGAAACUGCCGCCGAGCGAGGAACUGGCCGCGGUGCAGGAGGAGAUGUCGCCGCAGAACCUGGCCAUUUUGGUGGACUUCGGUUCCUCAUCCGCAUCCGCACCGUUGACGUGA